UAUGCGCAAUGGUAAACUCCAGUUCCUCCUGAAGUUCUCAACCAUCAACGCGCCUCGAGGUUUCAUCACCUCAAUCGCGUAUAAAGAAGUACAAAUUGAACAAUAAAAAAGUCCAAUCAAAUAAUUGAAGACGGAAAAAAUAAUAGCCGAGUAUUGCAGAUUUUAAUCUGGGAUUAUGGAUUCAAUGGAGCCGCGUCUGGUGGCGCAGGCAUUGAAUUAUCAUGGCCAACAACUGCAGAAAGUCUGGGAUAAUGAGAGAAGUGAGACUGAGCUUGCUAUGCUCAGUCUCAAAGAUCCAAACUUCGAUAUUUAUCAGCAGCGCCAGAAAACACUCAGUUUUGGAGACAGAGGGAAAAGACUUAAACUCCAGCAAUUUAUUGUGAAGAAAGCUGAAACCCUGUAUGACAAGUCCAAUUUAUCGAAAUCUAAUGAGUCAGUGAAACAAGAAAUCGGUGAUGAAGAGUUUUAUGCCACAAUGCCAGGACUCGACUCGUUUGUUACCAUGGAGAAAACACAGCGGAUAAGAAACUUUUUAGAGAGUUUGAUUAUUGGUGAUAUUAUUUAUGCCCAAGUGAUGGGUAAAAGUGCAGCCGGGCUACUAUUGAAGAUUCUCUGCAAUUGCAGUGAUUGUCCGAGAGUCGUAACAGAUUUGGGAGUGAAGGCUCUAAUAUUGAAUACAGCGACAGUCCCAGCAGUGGACAAGAAAGGUGUGACAAGAGGCUACAUGGCAAAUGAUCUCGUCUGCGUCGUUGUGAGUGAAGUAAACGUUGAAGCUGAACGUGUGGUGGCUGUUAUGAAUGUAUCCCCACGUGAGGGUCAGACAUUCCACCCAUCCAUGGGUUUAAUUCACUCUGACGACCUGCCAGAGGCCUACAAGAAAGCAAUGGACAACAAGGGGCAAAGUUAUGAAACUAUUUUGGAGAGUAGUACCGGCUUCAACAAUCCCAACAACAUUAAGUAUCUCUCUGAUAUGUUGAGUCUUGGUCAUGAGCAUUUCUCUAAUAUGGUUGGUCUGAGAGAAAGAUUUCCACCGAAUGAAUACGCCACAGAGCUGCGUCAAACUCAAGCGAGUAAAUGGGCAUUCAAGAGUGUAGCUGAUGGAAUAGAUCAUUUCAAAGCAGGUCGUCACACAGAGGCAUUCCAGUGUCUGAAUAAAGCCUUGACAGUGGACCCGAAAAAUGUGGAGGGUUUGGUGGCACGAGGUGCCCUUUACGCCAACAGUGGAAGCUUCAAUAAAGCAAUUGAUGAUUUCGAAACAGCACUGAAGCUUAAUCAAACCCACGCUAAUGCCCGCAAAUACAUGGCUGAGACACUGGUGGCACUGGGUCGAAGUUACGAGGAUGAGAAAAAGUACGAGGAGGCCCAAAAGGCUUAUGAAAAUUGUCUGGCAAUAGCUCCAUAUCACGAGGAGGCUAGGAACUCAAUUGAAUACAUCAAAACUAAAACAAUCGGUAAUGCUCCACCCCCUCCAUCAAUAAAUCCCAUAGAUAACUUUAAAACGUUUGAUGGUGAAGUUGAUGGUGAUGGAAAGAAGGACAAGAAAAAACGAAAGAAGGAGAGAAAAUCGAGGUCAAAGAAGAGGCAGAGACAGUGGACCUCUAGUUCUAGUUCAUCAUCGAGUGGAUCUUCCAGCUCGUCUAGCUCGGAAUCUAGCAGCUCAUCAUCGUCUGGCACCUCGGGUAGGUCUAAUUCAAAAUCGCCUAGUCGUAAACGAAAACACAAGAAGGAUCACCGGGGCUCGCUGUCACCAUUGAGUAAACGUAUGGCUCAGUACAAUAAUCCACCGGCUACUUCGUCAACUAGCUCUCAUGAUGCACUUGCUUCACAAAAUUAUGGUGGUAAUUCACGUGAAAAAAUUGAUGAUUAUGAAGUUCAAGUGAGGAAAUUUCUCGAGCAGACUAAGGAUGACUCUGAUUACGAAGACAAGGUUCGUAAAUUUUUAGAAGAGACUGCACGUUGGAAGCGUGAACGUGAGAAGGAGAAGAAACACGGUGAAAUUGAAAAAAUGAAAAAGAAAAAGAAAAAGGAUAAGAAGGGUAAGGAAAAGGAGAAGGAGGAGAAAAAAUCACGGAAGAAGAAAAAGAAAGAAGAGAGGAAGAAACGUAAGAAUAAGGACAAGCUUGAGCGUGACUUGGAGGCCCUCAGAAAAUCUUCAUUACCCGAUCUUGAGCAGUUGGAGUCUAAAUUGAGUGCAUAUUACGCAAAAGUCGAAAAAGAGACUGCGGUAUUGAAACGAUUCGAGAGGUAUGUAGAUCUGUAUAAUGACAUGCCUUCCCCCCUUAGUAAUUCGGAGAAACUCGCUGAGACUUCUCGCAGAGAGGAUGAAUUACGAAGAGAGAGAGAUGAUGCAACAAAAGCUUAUCAUGAACGUGAUACAAGGCCACCCGUCACACAACAACGCAAAGAGGUUCGCAAGCCAGUGAACGAUCUCUUCGAGCACGAUUCCCAGCUCGUGCACACCGAGACAAAGCUGCCAGCCCUGGACACAGCAGCCUUGAACGCCAAGUGGAAAGCAGCCCAAGCAGCUCGUCAGAAAGAGGCCCAUAUAGUAGGUAAAUGGCAGGAUCUUCACCCAGAGAGCAAGAAACGAGGCGAAUCAACAGACAGUAACGACAUGGAGAAGGAAUCCCGUAACUCCCUGGAGAAGGGUUUCAACGUGCGUAAACAGAUACAUCGAGAGGUCCAGGAGAAACGAUCGUCCCAACCAAUGUCAGUGCCAGCCCCUCCACCAGCGCAAUCAACCACAAAGGAUCUUCAAAAACAAGCACCAGUAAAAUACCCAACGCCUCAGCCACAAAAUAAAUUCCAGUCGUACAAAGAGGCUGCAGCCCCACCGCAACCACCUUCACAACCAAAAUUCUCGCAUUUGGGAAAUAAAUUCCAACCAAUUGGCCAGGCACAUCCCCCAGAACCCCCAGGACCACGUCCACCCUCAGCAAAAGCUCACAAAGGGCCUCGAACAGAUUCAGAUAGUGACGAUGACACAAGCAGAUCUAGAAGACGUAACUCAAAGGGCCCUGGACCCGUUCGCAAGAGCCGGGACAGACCUUCGAGACGAUCAAGAAGUCGAUCGAGAUCGAGAUCUAGCUCCAGUCGCUCCAGAUCUCACUCACCACGAAGAUCACGAUCACGUUCUUACUCAAAUCGAAGAUCUGGCAGUUACGAGAGAAAAUACAGUCGCUCACCUUCUGGAACGUACAGUAGAUCACGAUCCAGAUCUAGAUCUCGUUCGUACUCCAGGAGCAGGAGUCGCAGCAGAUCCAACGACAGGGGAUAUUACAGAAAACGUCAAUUCAGACCUUACAACAAUCGUGGAACUUAUUAUAAACCACGUUUUCAAGGUUUCAGUAAUCAAAAUCAUCGUGGUGGUGGUACAAAUAAUUUUCAAAAUCGUAAUCGUUUUUACAACAACAACCAGCACAACAAUCGUUUCGGUAACAAUCGCAAUCGUGGAAAUUUUAAUAAUAAUAGGAACCAGAAUAAUAGGGGUAAUAGGGGUAAUCGUGGAAGUGGUAGAUUUUUCCACAAUAAUAAACCUGGAUUCCGUGAUUUUCGGGAUAGGAGGGACUUCAGAGAUCGUAGAAGCUCCAGAGAUAGGUACAGUGAUCGGAGUUAUUCACCCGAUCCAAUGAGAAAAGUCGAUGAGGCAAAGGAAAAAAUUAAUAAAAUGCUGGAGGGCAAUGGUGAUGCUGAGAAUCAGUCAGCUCCACCACCCAAGAGGCAUGAUGGACCAUUGAGUGAGGGAGAGGAAAGGGAUGAUGAUGACUACGAGAGAUGGGGGAAUAAUGAGAGCCAAGGGGCUGACAACAAGAGAGCUGAAGGCCAAGCGAGAGGACGGGGACUGGAUGGAAAAGAUACAUUCAUCGAGCGUAUGAAACAGCGAAGCAAGGAUGUAUUGGUUAGACGAGAAGCUGCCGCCAAAGUUUGGUAGAUUUUUUUUGUUGCAGAGUCAUUUUGAUUAUUAUUGAGAUUUGAGUUUGAAUGCUUAUGAGUUUUUUUUCUGAAUGAAAUUGUGGAUUACCCUCGCAAUCAUCGUUUUUGUAUGAAGAAAAUUCAAGAUUACAAUUGUACAUUUAUUUAUCGGACUUGACAUCAUUUUUUGGCUUUUCAACGAAUUGAUGGAAUAAUCUUUCGUUUAUUUUGGACAUCAAUCCAACGGCCUUUCGAUUUUUUAUCAUUAAUCUCCUCUAUGCAUUGUUCAGUUGAUGAACAGUAGUUGUGCGAGUAAUUUUCACAUCAUAGUUCAGAUGUAGUUAGAUUUAAGAUAAAGUGUAUAAGAUUCGAUGUAAAACUUGAUGAGGAGAAAUAUAUGGAGUAAUCUUGAAAA
This is a messenger RNA of Fopius arisanus, 4327 nucleotides long. Its product is annotated as tetratricopeptide repeat protein 14 homolog. The transcript is spliced from 12 exons. Bases 176 to 3931 code for a protein of 1251 amino acids. Gene Ontology annotation, molecular function: protein binding. Lineage: Eukaryota; Metazoa; Arthropoda; Insecta; Hymenoptera; Braconidae. The record is from RefSeq and is a predicted model, not a curated record.